UUUCCUCCACCCGUCAAUGUUGGUUCCUGGUUCACAUGCUAAGUUUGCCUUUCAUAUUCUCUUUAACUUUUGCUCCACGGUGCUCUGUGUAAGGCUAGUGGCGGCCUCCCUGGCCCACAUUUAAGAACUCUUAUUUUACUGAUUGACCGGAUUUGGGCUUGAAGAAACAGAGAUCAUUUGGGGAAUUACAAAAAAUUCUUGCAUCGAUUGGACUGUAACAUACGUGGGUUAUACUGUGUGUACAGAGGGCACCAGCUCAGCAUCUUCUCUCAUCAGUACUGUAAUAAUUAUAGGAUGGACUUGUUUAAGUAAAACAGUGUCUGGCACUGAUAAUAAUAAUAUUAUUAUUGGUAGCCCCACUGCUAUACCCCACGAGGGCUUGCAGCCAAAUUCUGAGCAGGACUCCUCCAUGUCAUAGUACAUUUGAUCUCAAAUUUCCCUUUUUUUUCCUUCAAUUUUGUGGACUUGGUUUUGCUUUUCAUUAUAUGGGUAUCAAUUAGUUUUCACUUUUUUGGUUAGUGGGGUCAUAGGUAGUUUCUUAGACACAUACUGCGCUUUGAGUCAGCCAUGAAGUUUUCUCUCUUUUCACGCUGUAAAUCUGUCCGUUUUUACUGCCUGCCAAAUGCACAAGCAUACAUAAAACUGCUCACAAUACAUAAAACUGCUCACAAUUUCAAUUUCUUAUCUCUAUAGUUUCUGCUAUUGAAGAUUCCAUUUUUUUGUCCUCUCCAUCCAUUAGCCCACAAAAUUUCGGAUUAUUCUGGUUGUGGGUCCUUAACGUUUUUUUAUUCAUCAGCAGUAAUCAGUUUCUCCUUUAUUGACGGCUUCAUCGUUUUCCGUCUUUUGGGUUCGGGUUCUAACUAGCAUUUUGGAAAGGACCUUGAUGGUCGGCCAAGAUUCCAUCCCUCUGACUAAUCUAUUCCUUUUGGGUUUAAUCUUUUUCUAGCUUUUCUUUCAAGACCUGGAUAGCACUGGAGAUAUUCCUUACAUGGUGUCACGUCCACAAGCUGGAGCAAGAGUUUUCACGCUUAUUCAAAUAAGAGAUUAACCAUAGGUUGUUACAUUUGGGUCAGGAAACAGGCUUUUGAGGCUCUGGAGAGUUCAGAAAGUGAAGGGGACAUGUGAUAUAGUUCAUCAGUUCAGAGCGUAAGCAUUAGAGUUUUGUAGGAAAGAAACUGAUGAAAUUGCAGACCUCCUUGGAGUUUGUAAAGAUGAGAAGAUAUUGCGUAAGGGUUUUUGAGAUGUGCAAUUGCCUCCCAACAGAUGAGAAUAUGCUUUGAAUUUGGGGUUAAAUAAGUAAAAAUUGAAGGUUGGUUGUGGCGAGGAUUCAGAAAUAUGGGUUGUGCAAGUUCCAAGAUUCAGGAUGAUGACGCCUUGUUGCGCUGCAGGGAGAGGAAGCGCUUCAUAAAAUUGGUAAUAGAUACUAGGUACCAAUUGGCAACAGCUCAUGUGGCUUACAUUGAAGCUCUUAGAAAUAUCGGCCACAGCAUCAAGAAUUUUACUGAAGUGGCGUUAGAAUCCUCUCCGUCUUCAUCCUCCGCAAUGGCUUCUGAGCUUGCUGUUUUGCAUGAGAAGUCACCAUCCCGUUCUCCUUUUCCAUCCUCGACUUCUUCCAGAUCCCAAUUAGCAUCCCCUGUUAACUCUCUGUCUCCAGUAAAUCUGGAUUCUCAUGAUAAUCAUUUUCAUGCAUCAAAUGCGAGUCCGCUUCAUGUGAAUUUAAUGAGGUCAGGGGUUACACAGCCGAUCACGGUCGAGCAGAGGCCACCAGCUGGGGCAAGAGGUUCGUUGGAAUCAUUUUCAUCAGCCCCUCAGUCUAGAGUGGAUCUUGAUUCCUCAUCUUCCAGGCCUGCUACUCCUCCUUCUCCUUCCUCAUCUCAGAAGACAGUUCCACCGCCUCCUCAGCCUUCUGGAAAUCCUUGGGAUUUCUUCAAUCCAUUUGCUUCUCUUGACGAUCACUAUUACCCUGCAGAUCACAGGGAAAUCAGUCACUCGCCCGAGAGAGAAUUAAUAGAUUUGGAAAAUGUCAGGGAGGAAGAGGGUAUUCCUGAUCUAGAAGAUGGUGAUCAUGGAGAACGGGACUUGGAGCGAGUGCGUUUUGUGGAAAAAACGUCUAGAGCUGAAUUUGCUGAUUCUCACACACAUAAUUUUGAAAUUGCUGAUGAGGCGGGUGUCAAAACUGAUUCUUCUUCCCAGGAACAUGUAGCAACUUCUAGUGUUGAUGCUUUUACUCAAGCACCGCCUAAGCCAUCUGUGGAAGAAAAGCUGCAGUUUACUAGUAAAGUUGUCGUGGAGGAUAUUUCUUCUAUCGAUGUAGAGGCAGAUGAAGCAGAUGCUAUAAAGGCAGCGGAGAAAGACAAGGAGGUUUCCGGAAAAGAAGUCAUAUUAGACAAUGAACAGCAAACGGCGGCUUCUGUCCCCAGAAACAUAAAUCUUCUGGACGGUAUAAAGGAGAUUGAAAAGUGGUUUAUCAGGGCUUAUGAAUCUGGCGAGGAAGUCUCUAGGAUGCUUGAGGCAAAUAAAGUGCGGCAUCAUUCAAGCCUCACCGAGACAAAAGGAAGGUCGUGGACAUCCAGAAUUUUCAUCCCCUACAGUAUAUGUUGUUUCAGGGGUCCUGCAGUGCCCGUCUCACAUGAACCUACAUCUAUGGCGCUGAGUUUACUAACCUGGCAUCGAUCUACAUCAUCUCUAUCUUCAUCCUCCAAAACUCAUUUUGUUUCCAUCCCAAAAGAUGACUUGGAUGACAGUAGCAGUGAUUAUGUAGAGGACUUGUGCAUGAUUUCUGGAAGCCACGCAUCAACUUUAGAGAGACUGUAUGCAUGGGAGAAAAAACUCUACGACGAAGUCAAGGCAGAAGAGUAUAUAAGAAGUGUAUAUGAAAAGAAAUGUGUACAGCUAAGACAUCAGGAAGCGAAAGGAGAAAAUUCACAAGUCAUUGAUAAAACAAGGGCUGCAGUAAAAGAUCUACACUCCAGAAUCAGGGUUGGCAUCCAUGCAGUUGAGUCAGUAUCAAUGAAAAUCCAGAAAUUGAGAGAUGACGAACUGCAACCACAACUUGUUGAGUUAAUACAAGGGUUGAUAAGAAUGUGGGAAGUGAUGUUAGAGUAUCAUCAAACUCAGCGUCAGAUCAUCUUUCAAACAAAUGCUGUGGGCCGUCCAGCUGUUAGUGGCAAAUUUAGUGAAUCAUAUCAGCAGGCAACUGUUCAUCUUGAAAGUGGGCUACUGAACUGGUGCUCGAGUUUCAAUAAUUGGAUAGAUACUCAAAAGGCUUAUGUAAAAGCUCUGCAUGGAUGGUUCCAGAAAUGCCUAUUGGAAGAGGUCCCUGACCCCUCUACAAGGAGAAGAGCAGGCAGCUUGUCGCCCCGCAAACUUGGUGCUCCAUUUGUAAUUAUAAUAUGUCAUGAUUGGUCUCGAGCAUUUGAAAUGCAGGAGAGUGCUUCCAAGAAAGAUGCCAGUCCUAACAACAGUGUUCCCAAGAAGGAAAAUCUAGAUACAGCAGUGAAAGAAGUUCUUAGUGAUAUUAAAAGCUUAGCUGGAGAUGUACGAGGGAUCUGUCUACAACUAGAUGAUCAUGAGAACCAGAAAAAGAAGGCUGCAAAAGAUCUUGGCAGAAAGGCAGCAGAGAGUACAAAAGAAGAAGUAUAUAAGGGGGAUUAUCAUAAGGUGAUGCAGGAAACUAAUGAUGUGUUCUUGGACGCAUUACCAACACGUUUGGCAGAUAUAUUUUUAUCUUUGACAGAUUUUGCUUCAGUUUACACAGAUAGCUUACGUAAUGCCAUAAGUAAUGAGAGGAAGGGUUCCAAUUCAUAUACAAACAGUAGGUCAUAUACCUAGAUAUCUUACGGUUCAAGGCUGCCAUUUAUAUAUUAACGGUGUACUUUUGGUUCACAGGGGGAGUAUGUACUUUUUAUGAUCUGUAAAUGUCUGGAGUUUCCUUUGUGGAAACGUCAAGUAUACAUAGAAAUUUGUUUUGUUGAGUAUUUGGUUAUCUACCACUCAGCAAUGGGGGAACGCUGUGUUUGUUAAGACAUGGCACAAAUGAUGCUUUGAACUGUGUAACAUUGUGUGUGAGGAUAUUUGUUUUCAAACGGUGAGUCUCUGGUUUAGGAUCUAUGGUUUUGCGGAAUUUCUUCUAGGUCUGUGUACUAUAGAUAGAUUCAAGGGGCCUUAAGAUACAUGGCUUUGUAUCUAAAGCAGGAGAGAUUUUGCUGUUUAGACAGUGAAAUCUAGGAAUCAUCCUACAAAGCAGGUUUUGAGUGAAAAUCUAGUGAGAAACUUCAAAGCCUGUAAGGAAUGUGCUAGUGUCAUAUAGAUAUGUUCUAAAACCUCUGAAUUAUAUAUAUUUUGAAAUAAAUUAGCAGGUAGGAGAGAUUUGAAGAUCAGCUUGGGUAGAAUCUUCUCAGUGUGAGCUAUAUGCAGCCCACAAAUUCUCUACUGUAAUAAUAAUCAUUCUACUCAUUGUGCUUCCAUUAAUAAUCUCAGUGUGAGCUAUAUGCCCAUGUUUUUAAAAUAAUAUUCACCUUAAUAAAAAUUGAUAUGCUUUUCUCUGUAA
Messenger RNA from Cryptomeria japonica (Japanese cedar), 4549 nucleotides. Its product is annotated as nitrate regulatory gene2 protein. NCBI's taxonomy places the organism in Eukaryota, Viridiplantae, Streptophyta, Pinopsida, Cupressales, Cupressaceae. The coding region runs from base 1336 to 3831 and encodes 831 amino acids. The record is from RefSeq and is a predicted model, not a curated record. The transcript has 6 exons.